AUGCGUACGUUAGCAGCAAGCAGUCCUUUCUUCCUGCCCCUAAUUUCUUACAAUUUCUCGUUUCCAUCUCUCGAUUUUCUUCCAAACUCCUUUUGAUUUCUUUUUGCCCAAUUUAGAAUCUUCAGAUUGGGGUUAAAUCGCAGACAGAAUUUUCAAUUUCAGAUUCUUCGGAUUGUUCGAUUCUCAUUUUAUUUUCAAGAAAAUUGAGGUUGAGUUGGGGAUUUUGGUUGAGAAGAAUUAUACAUGUUGCUUUGAGUUAGAGAUUUUGUAAUGGUGAUAAGUUGAUAACAAGAAAUCAGAGACUAGAGUGGGUUCUUGUUGUGAAUUUUGCAUCUUUUCGUAUUGUUGAGGACCUCGAGGUUGAGUUUUGCUUAAAAAUGGACGACACUGAGGACGACGCGAGGUACCCACCAAACCCGUAUGAUGUGAAUCACCAGCAGGGUUAUGGCUCUUUAAACAGGCAAAAACUUCCUGUGAGGAAUGCUCCGUAUUCUACGGAAGCUGGUAAUCAGUACGUGGAAGAUGACGAGGAAGAAAGGAAUGAGGAAGAUGAUGAUGAAGAGGAGUUAGGAGAAGAAGAUGGAGAUGGAGAGAAUAAUCAAAAUAAUGGUAUCCACUAUGGGGUAAGAGAUGUGGAAGAUGACGACGACGACGAUGACGAUGUUGAUGAAGAUGAUGAUGAGGAGGAUGUGGGUGUUGAUGACGAAGAGGAUGUGGAUGAUGGCCAAAAGAAUUAUAGUACGAUUGGCGAUGCUGAUUUGGAUAGGCAUCCUAAGAAGCGAAAGCUGAAGAGCUUGGUUUCAAGUUAUGAAUUUGCUCCUCGUGUGCCAGCACCGGCUGUUGCAGCUCCGUCAACAUCGAAACAAUCCUUUGCUGGGCGUAAUCCUCUUACUGAUUGGACUGAGCAUGAAACGCUCAUAUUGCUAGAUACAUGGGGUGAGAAAUUUCUGCAGCGUGGGAGGAAGAGUCUUCGUUCCGAGGAAUGGCAAGAAGUUGCAGAGAAGGUGUCGGAGGGAUCAAAGAUUGAGAGGACUGAUACGCAAUGCAGGAAUCGUUUGGAUACAUUGAAAAAGAAGUAUAAGAAGGAGAAGACUACUUUAUCAGAGAUGGGUGGCACAAGCAAAUGGGUUUAUUUUAAGAAGAUGGAUAUGCUGAUGUCCACAUCCGCACAGCAAGGCGGACUCUCUUGUGGUUUAGACUCGGGAGAAUACGUUUUUAUGAACCCUAGAGCAUAUCUGAAUCGCGCAAAUGGGCUGGAUGAGAUGAGGGAUAGUCCAGAGAAUACAGAAUCAGCUGAUGAAGAGGAGGAUUCAGAUGGACUACCUCCAAAGAAGAGAAAAUCUGGAAGGGACCGAAACGAAGGGUUCUCUUUUCGAGUGCUUGCAGAUUCGAUUCAGAAAUUUAGCGAAAUAUAUGAAAAGAUUGAGAGUAAUAAGAGGCAGCAGAUGUUGGAACUAGAGAAGAUGAGAAUGGAUUUCCAUAGGGAUUUAGAAAUGCAGAAAAGGCAGAUCUUGGAGAGGACUCAGGCUGAGAUAGCUAAAAUACGUCAAGGUGGCGGCGAUGAGGAGAAUGACAUUUCUGCCGAUAAUGGCAGUGGAUAAUGUUUUAAAACUCAAAUUUACAUAUGUAACAGUAGUUAAUUAUCUGGUGGUAGUUGUUGUAUAAUGUUGGGGACUUCAUUUACUGUUGUAAGGCAAUGAAUUUGCUGCCAAUAUUUGUAUUAGCAUACUAGAAGAAAUAACAGAAUGCUGAGGAUUAUUCA
Messenger RNA from Mercurialis annua (annual mercury), 1762 nucleotides. RefSeq names its product trihelix transcription factor ENAP1-like. Gene Ontology annotation, molecular function: transcription cis-regulatory region binding. The coding region runs from base 378 to 1601 and encodes 407 amino acids. The transcript has 2 exons. Gene Ontology annotation, cellular component: nucleus. NCBI's taxonomy places the organism in Eukaryota, Viridiplantae, Streptophyta, Magnoliopsida, Malpighiales, Euphorbiaceae. The record is from RefSeq and is a predicted model, not a curated record.